Molecule: messenger RNA, 819 nt
Organism: Aspergillus affinis
Lineage: Eukaryota; Fungi; Ascomycota; Eurotiomycetes; Eurotiales; Aspergillaceae
Product: SDR family NAD(P)-dependent oxidoreductase
Exons: 1
Coding region: 1-819 (272 amino acids)
Molecular function (GO): oxidoreductase activity, acting on the CH-OH group of donors, NAD or NADP as acceptor
Source: RefSeq, a predicted model, not a curated record
AUGUCAGCAGCACCCGCAAUCUACCCAAGCCUUAACGGCAAAACCGUCGUCAUCUCCGGCGGAGCAGAAGGAAUCGGCGCUGCGACCGUCGAGCGUUUUGCAUUACAAGGCAGUAAAGUGAUCCUCCUCGAUAUCGCACAAGAGGCAGCCCAAAGCACAAUCAACAAGGUCAUGGAACUGACCAAAGAGGCUGAGGCACGCGGCGGCCCUUCGAUUCACCCGCCGAUCUUUUACCACUGCGACGUGUUGGAUCUUUUCCGGCUGCAAGUGAUAUCCGCAAAGAUCCUGGAUCUGCACGGUCCGGUGCACGUCUUGGUCAACAACGCCGCCGCAACGGGCAGCAGUGCACGUCUUACUACGCCACAGGUCACGUUCAAGGACUGGGACUUCAACGUCAAUACUAAUCUCCGACAUGUGUUCUUCCUCUCCCAGGCCUUUAUCCCGGGUAUGAAACAGUCUGGCGGAGGGAGUAUUAUCAACUUGGGAUCCAUCUCCUGGCGUAUCCCGGCCGCUGGUCAGCCGGUCUACGCAGCCUGCAAAGCGGCGAUUAUGGGUCUCACGCGCGUGCAUAGCAAAGAGUUCGGUCCUGACAAUAUUAGGAUUAACAGUGUCAUGCCGGGCGCUAUUGCGACGGAGAGACAGAUAAGGGAUGUCUUGACGCCGGAGUAUCGCGCGGAGGUAUUUCAGAAUCAGAGCCUGAAACGGGAUCUGGCUCCGGAGGAGGUAGCCAAGGUGAUUGUCUUCUUGGGAAGUGAUGAGGCGAGCGGCAUCACGGGAAGCUCGUAUGUUGUCGAUGGUGGUUGGGUUAGCGAUCCCUGA